UAAAUGUUGCUGUCUGGCCGUGUGUGUUUACAUUUUUGCAUUCUGCGCGUACGACUUGGCCCGGCCGAUGCCUAGCUCCCCUCCAGCCCCCUCUAUUUAUCUCCCCAGCUCCCUCUAUAUAUCCCUCAGCCCCCUCUAUAUAUUCCGUAUAAAAACGGGUGGCGCGCCACUCCCGGACGCGCACUGCGAGGAGAGCUUGCUUUGCCCGACACACGCACGCACCCCCCCUCCCCUGCACUGCAUGGAUGCUUCAUCAGCUCAGCAUCCUCUACCCUGUGCAAGUCAGCGGGAUUACCACAGGACCACAGGACGGGAGGACGCUGCAUCUAAUUAGCCCAGUGUCUCAAGAACCCUAGAUUACGGAUAAGGAGUGAGAGAGAGCAGUUGCCAUGGCGAACAGAGGACCCACCUAUGGACUGAGCAGGGAGGUCCAGGAGAAGAUUGACCAGAAGUACGACCCCGACCUGGAGCAGCGCCUGGUCGACUGGAUAGUGGGCCAGUGUGGGGGCAACCUGGAGAGGCCGCAGGCGGGGAAACACAACUUCCAGGCCUGGCUGAUGGACGGAACAAUCCUCUGCAGGCUGAUAAACAGCCUCUACCCCAGGGGAAAAGAGCCCAUUAAGAAGAUUCUAGAAACACAGAUGGCCUUUAAACAGAUGGAGAAGAUUUCAAAUUUUCUUCAAGCCACGGAGGCCUAUGGGGUCAUCACUACCGACAUCUUUCAGACUGUGGAUCUCUGGGAAGGUAAGGACCUGGCGGCGGUGCAGAGGACCCUCAUGGCACUGGGCAGUGUGGCGGUCACUAAGGACGAUGGUCACUACAGAGGGGACCGCGACUGGUUCCACAGGAAGGCCCAGGGUUACCGGCGGGAGUUCACCGAGGAGCAGCUCCGACAGGGUCAGAGUCUGAUCGGACUGCAGAUGGGCAGCAACCGCGGGGCGUCCCAGUCCGGAAUGACGGGCUACGGCAUGCACCGCCAGAUCAUGUAGCGCCUCACACACACACGCACGCGCGCACACACACACACACACACACAUACACACACACACACACACACACACACACACACACACACACACACACACACACCUCCUCUGGAAACCCUCAAAGGAAGACGGAGUCAGAUACCUCUGCAUAUAUCCACUGUACCUCGCUUAGCCACUUCACAAAGUCCCUCCGUCUUGCUAAUGCUGCAGCUGUAGUCAACAGUGUCCCCUAACCUAUAGCCAUAGUGAUGAGUCCUGAAGCUGUGUCCCCUAACCUAUAGCCAUAGUGAUGAGUCCCGAAGCUGUGUCCCCUAACCUAUAGCCAUAGUGACGAGUCCUGAAGCUGUGUCCCCUAACCUAUAGCCAUAGUGACGAGUCCUGAAGCUGGUCCCUUGAGUCCUCAUUGUUCCCUAAACUAUAGCCUUGGUGCUGAGUCCUGAAGCUGGUCCCUAAGGUCAUCAUGGUCGGGGCUUGUUCGCCUUACCGCUGUCCUCUGUCAGAACUCCUGAAUAAUUGAAUAAUUGUUUGAAUGUGGGCAAGGAAGUCAUUCAGUUUUAAUUUAUAGUCCUGCCGAAAGAGGCCAUGAUUAGAUUCCCUCAGCCCAAAUAAGCUUAUUGCUUAUUAUUUUUUUUACUUAUUAAAGCAGUUAUGUACCCACUGUAAAGCUAGUAUCAUAGCUUGUCUUGGCUUAUUUUUGGUAUUCACGUGUACAAAUAUUUAGAAAUAUAUAUUUAUGUGCAUCAUCUUUUGUUCACCAUGGUCCGUUUAAAUGUUGAGUCGAUCUAGCUGUAAUAUAAGUCCCCAUGAGCUGCCAAGGCUCUGCUCUCUCGUCUGAGGACUUAUGGCAAGGUCUUCAGCGGGCCACUCACAUCACGCUGUGCCUGGAUGGCGGAACACGCAGACUGUCUGAUGUUUCCCCCUCACUGUCAAGAGACCCUAGGAGAAACCAGGGUUGGACUCAGUUGUAAAUGUAUGAUGUAAAUGUAUUUUAGUUUAUUUAGAUGACAUCUCUGUCCACGUUGGGCGCCGGCAGGUACAGGUGUGUGUGCUGUAGCAGCUAACUGUAGGACACUGAUGUUUAUAUAUACGUUUAUAUAAAGCCUGUCUGGAUGCAAGGUUUUGUCAUGUAAAGUGGUGAUUUUGAAAUGUCUUGAUAAUUGGAUGCUUGCGUAUGACAAUAUGACAAAUUACUGAAAUAAAUGAUGAGAAACGUGUAAA
Molecule: messenger RNA, 2204 nt
Organism: Gadus morhua (Atlantic cod)
Lineage: Eukaryota; Metazoa; Chordata; Actinopteri; Gadiformes; Gadidae
Gene: tagln3b
Product: transgelin 3b
Exons: 5
Coding region: 390-989 (199 amino acids)
Biological process (GO): actin filament organization
Cellular component (GO): actin cytoskeleton
Molecular function (GO): actin filament binding
Source: RefSeq, a predicted model, not a curated record